This is a messenger RNA of Leptonychotes weddellii (Weddell seal), 3843 nucleotides long. The record is from RefSeq and is a predicted model, not a curated record. NCBI's taxonomy places the organism in Eukaryota, Metazoa, Chordata, Mammalia, Carnivora, Phocidae.
GACCUGUGAGAACAGGUCCUGUGGUGAUAAAUCCCUUCUGGGCGGAAUUGGCGAUCAGCUGGAUUUUCUGUUUACUCUAGAGAAUACAUGUUUUUGGAAUCCUGGGCAGGACCCGCACCUAGGGCACUUUGCUGCAGAAGAUGUGGCCUCUAGAGUCAAGAGUUUGAAUGACAAUAUGGAGUCUCUCCAGGCUCGGGCUGCCAGACGGCAGAAUGAUCUUGAAGCCAAUGUCCAGUUCCAGCAGUAUCUGGCUGACCUGCAUGAAGCAGAAGCAUGGAUUCAAGAGAAGGAACCUAUUGUAGACAGCACUAACUAUGGGGCUGAUGAAGAAGCAGCUGGGGCUCUUCUGAAGAAGCAUGAGGCCUUCCUGGUGGACCUGAGUGCGUUUGGGAACAGCAUGCAAGCCCUGCGGGACCAGGCAGCGGCUUGCCAGCAACAACAGGCUGUGCCAGUGGAGGGAGCUGCUCGAGAACAGAGGGUUGUGGCUUUAUAUGACUUCCAGGCCCGCAGCAAUCGAGAAGUCACCAUGAAGAAAGAUGAUGUCUUAACUCUGCUCAGUUCCAUCAACAAGGACUGGUGGAAGGUGGAAUCUGGCGACCACCAAGGUUUUGUGCCUGCUGUCUAUGUCAGGAAACUGGCUCAGGAUGAGCUUCCUACUCCCACGCAGCGGCAGCAAGGAGAACCAAGCAACAUUGCCCAGCGCCAGGAACAGAUUGAGAACCAGUACCACUCCCUCCUUGAUAGGGCAGAAGAGCGGAGGCGUCGUCUACUGCAACGCUACAAUGAGUUUUUGCUGGCCUAUGAGGCUGGCGACAUGCUAGAGUGGAUCCAAGAGAAGAAGGCAGAGAAUACCGGGGUGGAACUAGAUGAUGUCUGGGAGCUGCAGAAAAAGUUUGAUGAGUUCCAAACGGAUUUGAAGGCCAAUGAGCCUCGGCUGAGGGAUAUCAACAAGGUGGCAGAUGAUCUUCUAUUUGAAAAGCUUCUAACACCAGAAGGAGCUCAAAUACGGCAGGAGUUGAAUACUCGCUGGGACUCCUUGCAGAGUCUUGCGGAGGAGCAGCGCCAGCUCCUUGGCAGCGCCCAUGCUGUCCAGGUGUUUCAAAGAGAAGCAGAUGAGAUGAAGGAGCAGAUUGAGAAGAAGCACCAGGCCCUCUGUGCUGCCGAUCCCGGCUCAGACCUGUUCAGCGUUCAGGCCCUUCAGCGGCAGCAUGAGAUCUUUGAGAGAGACCUCGUGCCUCUGGGAGAAAAGGUGACCAUGCUGGGGGAGACAGCAGAGCGGCUCAGUGAGUCCCACCCAGAUGCCGCUGAUGACCUGAGGAGGCAGGGGACGGAGCUGAAGGAGGCAUGGGACAACCUGCUGAAGUCUUCGGAGGAUCGCAAGGAGAACUUAAAUGAGGCCCAGAAAUUCUACACGUUCCUUAUGCAAGCCAGGGACCUAGAGAACUGGAUCAGUAGCAUGGGAGGCAUGGUGUCAUCAGAGGAGCUGGCUGAGGAUUUAAUUGGCACGGAGAUCCUGCUGGAGCGACACCAGGAGCAUCGUGCUGACCUGGAGGCUGAAGCUCCCACCUUCCAGGCCUUGGAAGACUUUGGUGCAGAACUUAUAAGCAGUGGGCACCGUUCCAGUCCUGAAAUUGAAGAAAAGCUUGAAGUGGUCAGGCUAAAGAAAGAUGACUUGGAGAAAGCAUGGAAACAACGCAAGAGGAUGCUGGAUCAGUGUCUGGAGUUGCAGUUGUUCCACGGGAAUUGUGAUCAGGCUGAGAGCUGGAUGCUGGCGCGUGAGAAUUUCCUGAGGUCAGAGAGCCACAGUUCCUUAGACACUCUGGUGGCCUUGAUGAAGAAACGGGAUGAUUUGGACAAAGCAAUCACUGCCCAGAAAACUGAGUUAGACAGGGCAGUUGACACGGUGGCUUACUCUUACUCAAGUCACUCACGGCAUUGGACCGACUUACUGCAAGCCCAGCCUUUUACAACCUACCUUUUAGAAUUGGAAGUGACUUUAUAUACUGCUUAUGCCAACAUCCCACCCAAUGCAGGAGUCACCCUCUGCCAUGGCCAUGGGAGGAGUCUGUUCUUUAGGGAGAUCAGUACCACAGGAGUCCAUACCACAGGAGCUCAGUACCACUGGAGUCAGUACCACAGGAGCUCAAGCUUGCUAAAGAAGCAUGAAACAUUGGAAAAUGACUUUGCUGUCCAUGAGACCCGAGUGCAAGAUAUAUGUGCUCAAGGAGAAGACAUCUUGAAUAAGGAGAAAAUUCAGCACAAGAAGAUUUCUGCCAAGAUAGAGUCUCUGAAAGAAAAGAUCCCUUCUCUUUCCAGCACGAUAAAUGCUUGGAAGUCACAACUGGAAGAGGAUUAUGCCUUUCAGCAGUUUAACUGGAAGGCUGAUGUGGUGGAGGCCUGGAUAGCUGAAAAAGAAGAAAGUCUGAAGACCAAUGGCAAUUGUACAGACCUCGCUGCCUCCCUCACUCUCCUGGCAAAGCAGGACACUCUGGAUGCCAGUCUGCAGAGCUUCCAGAAAGACAGACUGUCAGAGAUAACUGACCUAAAGGACCAACUGGUGGCUGCUCAGCACAGACAGACCAAAGCCAUUGAGGAGCGCCAUGAUGCUCUGCUGAGGCUCUGGGAACAGCUGCUGGAAGCUUCUGCAGCCCACAGAGAGAAGUUGCUAGAGAAGCAGCUGCCCCUACAGCAGGCUGAAGAGCUGUUCAUGGAAUUUGCACACAAGGCUUCCGCUUUCAACCACUGGUGUGAGAACACCGAGGAGGACCUGUCGGAACCUGUGCACUGUGUCUCCCUGAACGAGAUCCGGCAGCUGCAGAAGGACCACGAGGCCUUCUUGGCCUCCUUGGCCGGGGCCCAAUCUGACUUCAACGAUCUCCUAGAGCUAGACCAGCAGAUUAAGGCCUUAAACGUGCCCUCCAGCCCUUACACCUGGUUAACGAUGGAGGUGCUAGAGAAGUUCUGGAAGCACCUGUCUGAUGUCAUCAAGGAACGGGAGCAGGAGCAACAAAGGGAAGAGGCGAGACAGGUCAAGAACUUUGAGAUGCGCCAGGAGUUUGAGCAGAAUGCCAGUGCCUUCCUUCAGUGGAUCUUGGAGACCAGGGCUUAUUUUCUGGACGGGUCUUUGCUCAAAGAAACAGGAACUCUGGAAUCCCAGCUGGAAGCAAAUAAACGGAAGCAGAAGGAGAUCCAGGCCAUGAAGCGCCAGCUGACCAAGAUCGAGGAUCUGGGAGACAGCUUGGAAGAGGCUCUGGUCCUGGACAUCAAGUAUAGCACCAUCGGGCUGGCCCAGCAGUGGGACCAACUUCACCAGCUGGGCAUGCGGAUGCAGCACAACCUGGAACAACAGAUCCAAGCCAAAGACACCAUAGGUGUGAGUGAAGAGACACUAAAGGAGUUUAGCACAACCUAUAAACAUUUUGAUGAGAAUCUGACAGGGCGCUUGAGCCACAAAGAUUUCCGGUCCUGCUUGAGAGGGCUCAAUUAUUACUUGCCCAUGGUGGAGGAGGAUGAACGUGAGCCCAAGUUUGAGAAGUUCCUGGAUGUCGUUGAUCCGGGGAGGAAGGGCUAUAUCUCCCUGGAGGACUACACCUCAUUCCUGAUCGACAAGGAGUCAGAGAACAUCAAGUCCAGUGAUGAAAUCGAGAAUGCUUUCCAAGCCCUGGCAGAGGGCAAGGCCUAUAUUACCAAAGAGGACAUGAAGCAGGCCCUAACCCCAGAACAGGUGCAGUUCUGUGCCUCGCACAUGCAGCAGUAUGUGGACCCACGCGGCCGAAGUCACCUCGCUGGCUAUGACUAUGUGGGUUUCACCAACUCCUUCUUUGGCAACUGAUAAGCAGCUCU